This is a messenger RNA of Pseudocercospora fijiensis CIRAD86, 3025 nucleotides long. RefSeq lists its product as uncharacterized. The transcript is spliced from 17 exons. The record is from RefSeq and is a predicted model, not a curated record. Lineage: Eukaryota; Fungi; Ascomycota; Dothideomycetes; Mycosphaerellales; Mycosphaerellaceae. Bases 1 to 2514 code for a protein of 837 amino acids.
AUGCCGAUGUGGUUGAGAGCGAACGUCAAGGGCCGAGCGUUUGCGCUGCAGCCAAUUGUCAGUGUCGGAACGGUAUGGUAUGCAGAUGAGCCCGAAAUGGAUGGUGAAUGCACUGCGACGGGUGCGGCACCGUUUGUGAAGCGGACGCGAACGCGGACGCGGACGAUUGUUCGACUGUCGCGAUGGUGGAAAGGAGUGGCAAUUGGGCGUGGUCCCCAGACAGCAGCUCGUCCGGCAGCAGGAAGAGCGGAGCUGUCUCGGCUGGAAGCCUCGAGCGAGGGAUUGAACGCUGGCGUGAAGGGCGUUCGCAGUCGCCUGCGUGCAGAACUCAAUUGCUCUGUUGCUCCUGAGAUGGAAGGGUGGCGCCGAGCAGGGAAAUGGGUCGGUCACGCUCUUGGCGCCGGGCGAGGUUUGCUGGCGACGUCGAGAGCCGCAACAAAAGGCAGCAAGGUGUGUGGUGUCAAUGUGGUGUGUGGUUUGCGCUGCUUGCCUUGCCUUGCCUGGCUGGCCUUGCCUUGCCUUGCCUUGCCUUGCCUUUGCGCUGCACUCGCAACUCACUACUACUCACACUGCGCUGCAAAAGAGCGGGCGCGGGCGACGGGUGAGCAGGGAAACUGGGUAGAGUUCUCGGGACGGCGUUUUAGCGUCGAAAGUGAUCAUCUACUUUCGACCUUAUUUCCUGCCCCCAGCCAACUUCAGAGCCAAUCAAUUGCGAAUGCGAUGCCGUUCCUUCAAACUGCCGACCUGCAGACCGAUGGAAGAGUGGGCGAUGGCGCUGAUGAAGAGACGGGACAGCGAUGGAGAUGCUGCACUGCAGAUGGCGGCGUGGGAGAAGCUGAAGAGCAGGCUCACAAGACACCAGCCAGACAGCCAGGCCGGGUGCAGCAGCAGCAGCCUGGUCCAACGUCCACCACCACCACCACCACCAGCCGCUCUAGCCGGGUUGGUCUUGUGAAACGGGCAAGCGAAGGACUGCGCAACGCGACGCACCUCAUCGACAGACAGAUGCAGACGCAGAUGCAGACGCAGCCCGCUCCGGUCCAGCCUAGCUGGUUCAUGCCACUCUCUCACAACUUGGAAUGCAGUGCCAGCCCUGUAAACAUGCCGUCCCGACCCGAGCAGAACCAGAACCAGAACCAGAACCAGACAACACGAACAACCAUUAUUAUUAUGAUUGACCUCAGAGGCUCAGACAGAGCCGGCACAGUAACCACUAGUCUCUACGGUGACGGGGUAUCGGCUCAAGACCGAACCGAAGUAGUAUUGUUGUGUACAUCGUAUAUUAUACUGGUGUACACCUAUGGAUAUACAUCGGGUAUACCCGAAUACCAGGAUAUCCGAGCAAUAUUAAGCAGCUUGGCGGGAUGUAGGCGGGAUAUCAGCGUAUCCGAUAACUCCGCGUUGGUGGACCACAUCACUAAACCGAAGCCACUUGCAGACACACACGCCCCUGAUUUGCUCGCCAGUCUCAGGCCUAGAACGAAUGCGGACUCUCAUCUGAACACAGCAGCAGCAGCUCGUAUCCUCCCAGCCUCCAAGUCUGAUCAGCGACCCCGACCUCAAGUCCCUUCUUUUUAUAUGCAGGAAGUACAGCACAUAAUAGACGCGGUUCAUCAGCCGGGUCAACAAUGCUGUACGGUAACUAGUAACUACUGUACUUGUGACAAGAACGGCAAGCAAGAUGAUGUCCUUCCUUCCUUCCUUCCCCCUUGGCGGGGCGGGCGGGCGGGCGUCCAACUUGAUAUCAAGCUCAGCGUUAGCGUCUUCUUAAAUCCUUCCAUGCUGCAUUCUCGAAAUUGCGUAGAUCGGGAAGUCCCGACGGCUUUCGUCCCACCAGUUCUCUGCCACUGCAUCGCUGUCCACCAAACCACGCCUGGCAUCUCUGCAGGGGCGGGGGCGGGGGCGGAGGAGGAGGAGUCGAUCUCACAUUAUUCUCAUCUCAUCUCAUCUCAUCAUCACCACGGAAAAGAGCAGCCGACAUUCAAUGGACGUCCUUCGCGCAUAAAUUACCUCCGUCACCAUCUCUGUCCUACUGAUACCCAUAUUCUUCUGCAAGGAUCGUACAGUACACAUCCUAUCCCGAGUGGCUUGGUUGGCCGGCAUAAUGCGCUGGCAGACGUAGUACCAACCCAGCUCUGUAUGACUCGCUCAAGACAAGAGUCGGAGCAUGUCAGGUACAUGCAUGAACCCUUUCGUGUGACGCCUUGCAUUCGUCAUGAUCACCACUGCGUUCUUCAGCAUCAUCGAGAACAGUGUGACAUGAUUGUUCAGCUUCAGCUUUUGACAGUCUUAGGCUCUCCAUGCUCCUUCAGCUCUCGACACCUUUGUCGCGCUGCAAUAAUACCUUACAUCUUCUGUACAAACAAGAACGUAAGUGGGUAUCAACAUUCUUCCCAAAAUCUCCCAAAUAGAGAUUGCAGUCGACCGCGCCAGAUACAUCCCAAAAAUAUUCUGAUCCUCGCUAUGCAGAAAGUGUGGCUGAAAUGCCAGAGAGCGCUCGGAAUGCGGCAGUAGAAAUAAUUGUUUAGUAGCGAUAGUCAGGCCAUGUAAGUCGUUAGGCAUAGCUCGCGGUCGCAUCGGGGGGCGUGUCCAAUGGCAUUGUGAUUAUGUUUGCCAGUAAUUAGCAGUCUUUCAAGCCAUUAUCGGGUUGAUUAAUCUCGUCGUGCGCCUUUCUGCGAGCAUAUCUCGGCGUCCAGGAGGUUGCAGCGAUCCGCCAGGCCCGCCUCUGCGUGCUUGAGCGCGCAUAGCAGCAAGAGCGUGCCGUUCGCAGAACACCUUGCCAGUGAUCUCGAAGUAAUCGUCAGAUAGCACUGUGCGACACUCCCAGCAUGUGAAGCAGCGGGGAUGGAACUUCUUGUCCACGUUGCCAAAUCUGCUCGAGCUGGUCGUUUCCAGGUACUGGCCUUCAAUGCCUCUGUGGCAGCCGUGGCACAGAGAUCCGUUCUUCUCAUGAUAAUCAUGCUCGCAGUAGGGCUCGUUGUCGAUGACAUAAAAGUCAGCAGUGACGAAAGGCUUUGUGCACGAC